This is a messenger RNA of Adelges cooleyi (spruce gall adelgid), 1196 nucleotides long. It is a transcript of the gene nero, whose product is annotated as deoxyhypusine hydroxylase. NCBI's taxonomy places the organism in Eukaryota, Metazoa, Arthropoda, Insecta, Hemiptera, Adelgidae. Gene Ontology annotation, molecular function: deoxyhypusine monooxygenase activity. The transcript has 3 exons. The coding region runs from base 139 to 1041 and encodes 300 amino acids. Gene Ontology annotation, biological process: peptidyl-hypusine biosynthetic process. The record is from RefSeq and is a predicted model, not a curated record.
GAUGAUAGAGAAAUACAUGCACACACACAUGUAUUUAUUAUUUUUAAAUUCAAUUACGCUAAUGCAAUUUUUGAUUUAUUACUUAUUAGUGAGUUAGUUGUCUGACGGUUUGUCGAUUUUUGCUUAACAUAAUAUAUUAUGAUGGCUGCUACCUCAAAAGAAACAAUCUGUCAAAUCGGCACAGUGUUGGCGGACACGGCGUUGCCGAUGAAAGAACGUUUUCGAGCACUUUUUACAUUAAAAAAUAUAGGCGGUGAUCUGGCAAUAGACAACAUAGCUAAAUGUUUUACAGACAAGUCUUGUCUAUUGAAACAUGAGCUGGCCUAUUGUUUGGGGCAGAUGAGAGACGAAUACGCUAUUCCGUAUCUAAUAGAAGUGCUCAAAGACGUUAAACAAGAACCUAUGGUACGACAUGAAGCAGCUGAGGCUUUAGGAGCUAUCGGCAAGCCUGAUGUCAUUCCAAUUCUUGACGAAUAUAAGAAUGAUCCCGUUCAAGAACUCGCUGAAACAUGUCAGUUAGCCCUAGGAAGACUAUUGUUACCUAAAAACAAAGCCAAUGUAGAAAAUAUCUAUGGAUCUGUCGAUCCAGCACCGCCUUCGGAGGUUAAAAGUGUAGAAGAACUAGAAAAAAUUCUGAAUGAUGAAAACGAGAACCUUUUUAAUAGAUAUCGAGCAAUGUUUUCAUUAAGAGAUAUUGCAUCACCCGAGAGCAUAACUGUGCUUUCUAAAGCGCUAUCUUAUGGCAGUGCCCUAUUCAAACACGAAAUUGCCUUCGUCUUGGGACAACUACAGUCACCCCUCAGUGUACCAUAUCUAAAAGAAUCUCUUAUGGACGAAACUCAAAAUGACAUGGUCAGACAUGAAUGUGCCGAAGCGUUGGGCGCAAUCGCCACAGACGACUGUUAUGAAAUAUUAAAGAAAUACCUCGACGACCAAAAAGUAGUAGUAAAAGAAAGUUGCGAGGUAGCUUUGGAUAUGUGCGAGUAUGAAAAUUGCUCCGAUUUUCAGUAUGCUAACACAGUAGAAAAAGUUACAGCCUAAUUGUAUUAAAUGAAUGAUUUUAAAUUGAAAAUACUUAAGUUAUUCAAUAAAAUUUGUACAUUAAUCUGCUUUAUUUUUUUUAUUAUUUAUACUAAAAAAAACUGUUUAUAACUGUUUAUUGUUUAAUAUUAUACUUGCAGAAAUGCAUAUUAACA